GUUCGCAACCUCUUGCUCAUUACACCCCAUCUCUUCUCACUCCUCUUUCUUCUCUGCUCGUAACCAGGCUUAUCUUCUUAAUUUCAUACGAGAUACUUUUCACUGAUUCUCCCCGCCAUAUCGGUGGACCACUUGCACCAUGUCGGACACCCCCCGGCCGUCUCUGAAGCUCACCUUUAACAAGAACAAGGCAAAGGCAUCGGCGCCGUCGACUCCUUCCCAGCCUGCGCCUCCGACUCCCAAGCCGACAGAAACUCCUCAGCGCAAAAUUACAUUAAAGAUCCCACGGAAACCUUCUAUCGCUGAAGGGGCUGGAGGAGAUGACAAACCCAAGAAGAAGAAGCCAUCGAAAAAGCGCCCAGCAGAGGGGCCCGCCGUACCAGAACCGUCCGCCGCCGCCGCGACCGCGCCAGCUGCCGGCCCCAAACGCCUCAAGUUGAUCAACCCAGCCAAGAAACCAGGCGUGCAAUCCAUCCGAAUUAAGAACAAGGGGCUGGUCCCCAAUCGCCCGACAGGCGUGGGCUACGAUUCGGAAGCCUCCGACACGGAGAUCGAUCCCGCCAUCGAAGAACAGUUCAUCCUACGCAUGUUGCCUGGGGACGAUUGCGAAUACCUUCGACGUGCGAUCGCCGAGCGCCGCUUCGACCGAUCCGAAUUCUCCUUCAAGCCGCUGACUCGCGAAGGUCGCCGUGCCAUUUUCAAGGUCCGGGAUCGCCAAUAUGCCGCAGCCUUAGUGGAUUUGCCGUGCAUUAUCGAGGGAAUGAAGAGCUGGGAUCGAAGAGGGUGGUACAAGUCUGCGGAUAUCUGCCAGAUGCUGUUAGUCCUGGGCCCGGUGGCCAACGAACAGGAGGCUAUGGAUUACCCAGUACCAGACGAGGUGGCCCUGACUGAUGACCUAAACUUACAAUAUCCGCAUGGUCUGGCGCCGCCUCUUCGGUGGGUGAGGAGACGUCGGUUCCGUGAGCGUGUCAGCACGCGGACAAUUGAACAGGUCGAGAAAGCUGUAGACGAUAUGAUCAAGCAGGACGAAGCUUCGGUAGCCCCGCCUCGCUACGAGCUGGUAGAUGCUGCGUCGUUGAAUCGCAAUGAGGGCGUAGUGCAGAGCGGAGAGUAUGGCGACUACGGUGACGAGUACUACGACGAGGAACAAGAUGCGGAGGGCGAGGUUGAUGAGGGUAUGAAUGCCGGUGCUUUCUUCGAAGAAGAUUUCGAGGAUGCUCUCGCAGCUGAAAUGGAGGCUGCCUUGGCCGCCGGAGACGAAGGCGAUGCUGCUGCCGCAGACGCUGCGAGUGGUCCGCAAUCAGACACCGGAGUAUACCAGGCCGGUACGCCCAUGGCAACCAAACCCUCCACACCAGCAGCCGACACCUCAGGCGAUGAGAGCGACGGGUCAGAUGGUGACGAUAAUGACGAACCGGGCGACGACGAGAUGGAUGAAGAACAACUCGAGCAACAACGCCAGCUACAGCAGCAGCGUGAGGAGAUUGUUGAGCUGGAGGCUCUGAUUCGUGCCGAGACGGUCAAGUGGGAGAACAUGCCCAACGCCAUUCUCAAAAACAAGCUGGCGAAACGUAUUAAUGACCUGAAGCGGGAUCUAGCAUUGAAGAAGGUAUCCAUUGGAGAGGGCGAUGACGCUGAUGAUUGAUUAUGAUGUAUACUGUGAUACCCUCGCGGCAUCGCCUGGUCAGACAGCCGCAAACCAGUAUUCUCACAUUGAUUACUGUG
Messenger RNA from Aspergillus saccharolyticus JOP 1030-1, 1725 nucleotides. RefSeq names its product transcription initiation factor TFIID subunit 7 family protein. Bases 140 to 1645 code for a protein of 501 amino acids. The transcript has a single exon. Lineage: Eukaryota; Fungi; Ascomycota; Eurotiomycetes; Eurotiales; Aspergillaceae. Gene Ontology annotation, molecular function: RNA polymerase II general transcription initiation factor activity. The record is from RefSeq and is a predicted model, not a curated record. Gene Ontology annotation, cellular component: transcription factor TFIID complex. Gene Ontology annotation, biological process: RNA polymerase II preinitiation complex assembly; transcription initiation at RNA polymerase II promoter.